Molecule: messenger RNA, 2010 nt
Organism: Cyclocybe aegerita
Lineage: Eukaryota; Fungi; Basidiomycota; Agaricomycetes; Agaricales; Hemipholiotaceae
Source: the annotation of a GenBank genome assembly
AUGACACAAGGACCACUACCCACCCCACUUGUCGGCCACGACGGAGACUGUUCCAGAGGAACGCAAGUGAAAUUCGACUCACUCAAGAAGCAUAUCAACACCCCGGGAUUUUCUUUCGAAACUACGCAACUAUCGUUCGCAUCUAGGUUCGGGGGGGAUGUACCUCGAAACCCGGAAAUCAAUGCCUUCCUACGCGACGAAGAGUUAUAUGACUUCGCCGAGGAGGAGUGGGCCACAAUCACUCAAGACAUCGGCCACAGCUGCCUCGUCGUUCAAAUCCAACGGCUUAUGACCCGGCUCGUAAAUUACUUCAAGUACACGAGUAGAAAAGUGCGGACACUCCGUCAGCAGCCAGUGGCAGUUAACGUGUCCCACAAAGAUAAGAGCGACGAGCAGUGGAACCUGCAGGCCGUGCCCGACAUUGUGGUCACAGGAGCAGGAUGGGCUUAUCGACCGCGGCACAAGGGCGAAGAAAUCGACUUGAAGUCUUGGGAAGGAAAUAUCCUGCAGACUUCAAGCGCUAUAAUUGUGCGCUUUGAUGAGGAGUUGGAGACCACGGAAGAUAGGAUUAAGUUGGAGGCUGCAUUCUACGCUCUGGAGCUUUUUCGCACCCAGGGAAAUCGUCUCUUCUGCUUCGUCCUCCUCGUCACCGAGGAGAGAUGCAAGCUCUUCUAUUACGACCACGGAGGCUGUCUGGAGACACCUCUAUUUUCCAUCCACGCCGACCCAGUCCUUUUCGUGUGGUACCUCCUCCUUGUAUCAUCCCCGAACAACGAGGUUCUUGGUUUCGACAAGACAAUACGGUGGAACUCUAAACUGAAUAUUCGUACACUCGUGACGGACAAUGAAAACAAGGAAGAUGUUCAAUACCGCCUCCUGGACCUUGACCCGGUCUUUCGACCACGAAAGAUCAGAGGACGAGCUACCACCUGCUGGGAGGUGGAGGGAAAGGAUGGCGAGCGUAAAUUCGUUAAGGAGGCCUGGAGGAAGGAUAGCUCGACCGUAGCGCCCGAAUGGACCAUGCUUCAACGGACAAAAGGAAUUGAAGGCGUCGGAGAGAUGACUGCAUACGAGCAAGAUUGGAGCUUGGACAUGCUCAGAUACCCUUUCAGCCAUCCCCAGUUCGACAAUCGAAUUCGCGUUCGUACAACUAUGAAGGCCUAUGGGAAGACCCUGGAUUUCUUCGACAGUCGAGAGGAACUGUUGUACGCGUUUCGCGAUGCUGUCGCUGGGCAUCGAAACUUAUGGGACGCAGGCAUCCUGCAUCGGGACGUCUCCAUCAAUAACAUCCUACUCGGCAAUCCCAACGCGCCGCCGGGCCAACGAGGCAUUAUAAUUGAUCUCGAUAUGGCCGUACAACUAGGGGCCAAAGUCGCGCUCCCAAAAGCAUCGAAGCGGGUGGGAACUCCUCCAUUCAUGUCUACGAACAUAUUGGCAUUUUCGAUCAAGAAGAAUAAGCCGAACCCACCGAGACGUGAUUGCCAUAGCCAUUUAGACGACCUGUGGUCCUUUUUCUAUGUUCUUUGCUGGGUGUGCUUCUCUGCCCCGGGUCCCGAAAGGACGAAGUACGAGAAAAUUCUGGACAUGUGGGGUGAAGAUGGCAAGAGGUCUCUACAAGCAAAGCGCGCGUUCCUCCUCGGCAUAGAGCUCGGAAACCACAAAGUCCCACCUUCCUUUGGUCCUAUAUUCGACACCCUGGUCUCUGGCUUGUACGAGUACUUGGCUGACAUCGACGAAACUUUCCGCAAGACUCUUCUUGCUCUCGCGGACGGGGCGCAAGGCGUAUUCAGAGGAGAUGUGGAUAAGUAUGCGCAGAAACAUUACGAGGGUUACUUGAAGAUCGUUGAUGGGGCUAUUGAGGCCGCCGGGAAGGAGAGACAAGGACAGGCGGUAGUGGCACCGCUAGGAGACCUUACUUUGAAUACUCCGCAGGGGAAGAAGAAGACGGGGGCACAAGAGAAAGGCGAAGCAAAGAACGCUGAGAAACAGAAAGGGAGGACAAAGGCGUGA